Molecule: messenger RNA, 3987 nt
Organism: Knipowitschia caucasica
Lineage: Eukaryota; Metazoa; Chordata; Actinopteri; Gobiiformes; Gobiidae
Source: the annotation of a GenBank genome assembly
AUGAGAGUCUGGCUGUUGUUUGUGGGCUUGUUGCUGCUGGUUGACUGUGCUGUAUCAUCUGAUUGUAAAUCAUAUGAUGAACGCUUCAAAGGCGGUGGGAAAAGCCUUCAGUCCGACCGGAGAGUGGUGUGCAGUAAUAUGGAUCUGCACCAGGUGUUGCCGCCGGAGUCUUUCCCCAACAGGACCGUCACACUAAUUAUGAACAACAACAAGAUUCAAGAACUCCGAAAUGGCUCUUUCUACGGAUUGUCCACAUUGGAAAAACUGGACCUACGGAGCAACAUGAUCAGUCACAUUGAACCAGGCGCUUUCCUCGGGUUGGCAUCACUCAAAAGACUAGACUUGUCCAACAACAGUAUUGGAUGUCUAAACGUGGAUAUUUUUAAAGGACUCACCAACUUACUGAAACUGAAUCUUUCAGGGAACAUGUUUUCAUCGCUGGCUCAGGGGACCUUUGACAGCCUCUUGUCUUUGAAGUCAUUGGAGUUUCAGACGCCGUACCUGCUGUGUGACUGCAACCUUUCAUGGCUGCUGCGCUGGAUCAAGGACCGAAACAUUGGCGUCAAAAACACCAAGUGCUCAUAUCCGCAGUCGCUCCAGGGGGAAAGUGUCCCUCUCCUCAGCCCAGAGCUCCUCACGUGUGAUGCCCUGGAGCUGCCCUCCUUCGAGCUCACCCCGUCCCAUCAGCAGGUGGUCUUCCAGGGGGACAGCCUGCCGUUCCAGUGCCAGGCCUCGUUUGUGGCGGAGGACAUGCAAGUGCUUUGGUACCAGAACGGACAAAUGGUCAAACCGGACGCCGCGCAGGGAAUCUUCAUCGAGAAACGCAUGGUCCAGAACUGUUCGCUCAUAGCAAGUGCCUUGACCAUUUCGAACAUCCAGCCCGGCUUCAAAGGGGACUGGGAGUGUCGAGUGUGGACAAGCAGGGGCAACACCACCCGAACUGUCCACAUUGUGGUUCUAGAAACUACUGCCAAAUACUGCACGCCUGAACGCAUCUCCAACAACAGGGGAGACUUUAGGUGGCCUCGCACUCCGGCUGGGAUCAGAGCGUACCUCCCAUGUAGCCGACUGUCUUCCACGUACAGCACUUCUGAGGACCAGCGAGCCUGGCGUUACUGCAGCAGAAACGGACAGUGGGCAGAGGACGACUACUCGCAAUGCCAAUUUCAAAAAGAUGUCACAAGAUUUCUAUAUGUCUUGAAACAGAUCACUCUCAAUGAAAGCACUGUGGUCCCAAAUGCACAAACUCUGUUGGUUUACACUGUGGAGGCGGCCAACUUUUCAGACAAAAUGGACAUAAUCUUUAUCGCCGAGAUGAUUGAGAAGAUUGGGAAAUUUGUUGAGAAAUUUAAAGAUCUGGGGGAGGUGAUGCUGAGUAUGGCCAGUAACCUGAUGCUGGCAGAUGAAAAGGUUUUGUGGAUGGCUCAGCGUGACGCCGAGGCCUGCUCCCGCAUCAUCGUCUGCAUCCAGAAGAUCGCAGUCUCUCGUCUGGCCGCAGCUCAAGCUUUCCCACUCACCUCUCCAAAUAUAGCGAUGGAGGCUCACACUGUACGACGGAAGGAGUGGAACGGCAUGACCUGCAUGCUGUUCCAGAGGCCGAGCCCUGAACGCACCCCGGGCCAGGACCGCCAGCUCACCUUCAAAUGUAAUACCACCAGCUCGUUUUCCAGCAUCCUCUACAAGAACACAGUCAUAGAGGCUUCCCUGCAACUUCCUCAUACACUACUGGAUCAGGCCGCUCCCCCAGUGCAGCCGGAGGACACCGUUUACAGGCUCUAUCUGCUGGGGUUCCGGAAUGGUAAAUUCUUCCCGUCCACUGGAAACUCGUCUCAACUCGCCGACAGCGGAAAGAGGAGGACUGUGACCACCCCUGUCAUCAUGGCCGUGAUUGCCGGUGCUUCCCUCCGAAACUUGCGCACUCCUGUGAACGUCACUCUGAGGCGUCUUGCCCGGGGGUCGGAUCCGGUCCCUGCCCAGUGGAACUACAGCGAGGGGGGAGGCGUGGGCGGCUGGCAGAGCGAUGGCUGCAGGAUACUGGGACAUCACGAUAACUUCACCACCAUCUCCUGCAACUCGCUCGGCAACUACGGCCUGUUGAUGGACCUUAACAAGAUGGAUUAUUCUACUCCCAGCAUCCAGCUGCACCCGGUCAGCUACGCCACAUCGGUCAUCCUCCUGCUCUGCCUGCUCACCAUCAUAAUCAGCUACAUCUACCAUCACAAGACCGUUCGAGUGAGCAAAAAAUCUUGGCAUAUGCUGGUCAACCUCUGCCUGCACAUUGCUCUCACCUGCGGCGUUUUCAUCGGAGGAAUCAACCAGACAGCCAACGCCUCUGUCUGUCAGGCGGUUGGCAUCUUGCUGCACUAUUCGACCCUGGCCACAGCUCUGUGGGUGGGAGUGACCGCGCGUAACAUCUACAAACAAGUGACGCGGAAAGCUAAGCGCUACGAAGAGCUGGACGAGCCGCCGCCGCCGCCCAGACCCAUGCUGAGGUUCUACCUGAUUGGUGGAGGGAUUCCUAUCAUUGUCUGUGGGAUAACUGCAGCAGCUAACAUCAAAAACUAUGGGAGCCGGUCAAACGCCCCCUAUUGCUGGAUGGCGUGGGAGCCGAGCAUUGGUGCCUUCUACGGCCCCGCGGGUUUCAUCGUCUUCGUGGACUGCAUGUACUUCCUGAGCAUCCUGCUGCAGCUGCGCCGUCACCCCGAGCGGCGCUACGAGUUCAAGGAGCUGACAGAGGAGCAGCAGCAUCUCCAUCCUGACUCCAACCCAGACGGAAGCCCCUCCACACACCCACUCACUCUGCAGCUACAAGCCCACAACGGCUCACCCUCCCCUGGCCACGCCCCCCACUCUGUUCCUAUGUCCGCCCUGGAGAACGAGUACACUUUCGCCGUUCAGUUACUGGGUACAGCCAGUGCACUGGGUUUAUAUGGCGCACUUUGGGUGUUCGGAGCCCUCUCUGUGUCACAGGACUACCCCUUCGACUUGGCCUUCACCUGUUUGUACGGAGUCGCAGCUUUGGCUUUAGCCGCGUUCAUGACCGGCCACCACUGCGUCAACCGGCAGGACAUGAGGCGCUACUGGUCGCAGGUCUGUUGUUCCGGGAGACGGACAUAUUCUGCUCAAGAGGACGCACUUCUGUCCACGCCGGGGGAAACGGUAUCGGCAGCAGGCGGAGCGGUGCACAAAGCAGACGGCGAGUCCGCCAAAUGUGGACACAGCAGCGCCGACUCGUCCCAUACGAACAAAACCGCCCACAGCAUGCGCAACUCCGGACACGGCAGCAAACUGACAAAUUUACAAGUAGAAGCGGCACAGUGUAAGUUAGCAUCCCCUCCUGUCGCGGCAAACGGAGCGGCCAUUAUGGACAACAGCCUCACCGAACACUCGAUAGACAACGAGAUCAAAAUAAACAUGCACGUGUCGCCAGUUGAGGUGCAAUUUCAACCUAUGAACAACAUCAACCCGAUUCCGCCCGCGAACGGUCACGCCAGCAGACAUCACAAAAAUCGGGCACGUACGCACAGGGCGAGUCGGCUAACAGUGCUGCGGGAGUACGCAUACGACGUGCCGACCAGUGUCGACGGCAGCGUGCAGAGUGCCCCAAACAAGAGACAUUAUUACGACAUGGCCGCGCGCAACCACCGGCGAGCCGCAUACAUGGCGUACAGGGAGCGGCACAUGCAGCAGGACAGUAGCGACAGUGCGAGCCUCCCACGCCGCUCACGGUACGCAGAUAAGGGCGGAGGGAGCACGCUGCCCAACGGCACCAUAAAAACUGUCGAGGCUGUAAUGUCUAGCUCCAGUAUAGACGCCGGGAAGCAGAGCAACGGCAAAGAGUUAGAGAGCCAAUCAAAGUCGUACGGCCUCAAUCUCGUAACUCAAAACGGUAUUAUCAAAGACAAUGGCCAAGCAGUGCCUUUGAUCCACACUGACACUACAGCCAGCAUCAAGACUGGUUUGUGGAAACACGAAACUACUGUGUAG